AGAGCAAAGAGGCAAUCUGAAGAGAAAAGCAUAGGAAAGGAAACAGUGGUAAUAGGAAUUGGGGUAAAAUGAGGAUCCUUCCCCACAAACAUUGCUAUUAUUCAGCUCAUUUCAAAGGAUUCCGCUGCUGCCAUUUGUGAGAGCCGCUGGAGGCUGAGUGAAAGUCAUUUUGAAAGACUGAUCCAAAGAAGAAUGGAGGCCAGAGUGGAGCGUGCUGUGCAGAAAAGGCAAGUCUUAUUUCUUUGUGUAUUUCUGGGAAUGUCUUGGGCUGGCGCCGAACCGCUUCGGUAUUUUGUGGCGGAGGAAACCGAGAGAGGCACCUUUCUUACCAACUUGGCAAAAGACCUAGGGUUAGGGGUAGGGGAACUGAGAGCCCGGGGAACUAGAAUUGUUUCAGACCAGAACAUGCAAAUUUUACUGCUCAGUUCGCUUACUGGUGAUCUACUUCUAAAUGAGAAAUUGGACCGAGAGGAACUGUGUGGCCCCAGAGAGCCCUGUGUGCUGCCUUUCCAGUUGUUAUUGGAAAAACCUUUUCAGAUUUUCCGUGCUGAACUAUGGGUCAGAGACAUCAAUGAUCACGCUCCAGUAUUUCUAGACAGAGAGAUUUCCUUGAAAAUAUUAGAAAGUACCACUCCAGGGGCGGCAUUUCUCCUAGAGAGUGCACAGGAUUCAGAUGUUGGAACCAACAGCCUGAGUAACUACACCAUCAGCCCCAAUGCCUAUUUCCAUAUUAAUGUCCAUGAUAGCGGGGAGGGGAAUAUCUAUCCCGAAUUGGUGCUGAAUCAAGUGCUGGAUCGGGAAGAGAUACCAGAGUUCAGUUUAACCCUCACCGCUUUAGACGGCGGCUCUCCUCCAAGAUCAGGGACCGCCCUCGUGCGCAUUCUGGUUCUAGACGUAAAUGACAACGCCCCUGAUUUUGUGCGGUCGCUCUACAAGGUGCAGGUGCCCGAAAAUAGCCCCGUUGGUUCCAUGGUUGUCUCCGUGUCAGCCAGAGAUUUAGAUACCGGAAGUAAUGGGGAAAUAGCCUAUGCAUUUUCUUACGCCACUGAAAGAAUUCUCAAAACGUUUCAAAUCAAUCCAACAUCUGGCAGUCUUCAUCUUAAAGCGCAAUUGGACUAUGAGGCAAUUCAAACUUACACAUUAACUAUUCAGGCCAAAGACGGCGGCGGGCUUUCUGGAAAAUGCACUGUAGUGGUUGAUGUAACAGAUAUAAACGAUAAUCGACCCGAGCUGCUCCUGUCUUCACUUACUAGCCCAAUUGCAGAAAACUCACCCGAGACAGUCGUGGCUGUUUUUAGGAUUAGAGACAGAGAUUCCGGGAACAAUGGAAAGACAGUGUGCUCCAUCCAGGACGAUGUCCCCUUCAUCCUGAAGCCAUCUGUCGAAAACUUCUAUACUCUGGUAACAGAGAAACCUUUGGAUCGAGAGAGGAACACUGAGUACAACAUCACCAUCACCGUCACCGACUUGGGGACACCCAGGCUGAAAACCGAGCACAACAUAACCGUGCUGGUCUCCGACGUCAAUGACAACGCUCCCGCCUUCACCCAAACCUCCUACACCCUGUUUGUCCGUGAGAACAACAGCCCCGCCCUGCCCAUCGGCAGUGUCAGCGCCACAGACAGAGACUCGGGCACCAACGCCCAGGUCAUCUACUCCCUGCUGCCGUCCCAGGACCCGCACCUGCCCCUCGCCUCCCUGGUCUCCAUCAACGCGGACAACGGCCACCUGUUUGCCCUCAGGUCCCUGGACUACGAGGCCCUGCAGGCGUUCGAGUUCCGCGUGGGCGCCACAGACCGCGGCUCCCCCGCGCUGAGCAGCGAGGCGCUGGUGCGCGUGCUGGUGCUGGACGCCAACGACAACUCGCCCUUCGUGCUGUACCCGCUGCAGAACAGCUCCGCGCCCUGCACCGAGCCGUUGCCCCGGGCGGCCGAGCCGGGCUACCUGGUGACCAAGGUGGUGGCGGUGGACGGCGACUCGGGCCAGAACGCCUGGCUGUCGUACCAGCUGCUCAAGGCCACGGAGCCCGGGCUAUUCGGCGUGUGGGCGCACAAUGGCGAGGUGCGUACCGCCAGGCUGCUGAGCGAGCGCGACGCAGCCAAGCAGAGGCUGGUGGUGCUGGUCAAGGACAAUGGCGAGCCUCCGCGCUCGGCCACCGCCACGCUGCACGUGCUCCUGGUGGACGGCUUCUCCCAGCCCUACCUGCGGCUCCCGGAGGCGGCCCCGGACCAGGCCAACUCGCUCACCGUCUACCUGGUGGUGGCGUUGGCCUCGGUGUCUUCGCUCUUCCUCCUCUCGGUGCUCCUGUUCGUGGCGGUGCGGCUGUGCAGGAGGAGCAGGGCGGCCCCGGUGGGUCGCUGCUCGGUGCCUGAGGGCCCCUUUCCACGACAUCUGGUGGACUUGAGCGGCACCGGGACCCUAUCCCAGAGCUACCAGUAUGAGGUGUGCCUGACUGGAGGCUCCGGGACAAAUGAGUUCAAGUUUCUGAAACCAAUUAUCCCCAACCUGCUACCCCAGAGCACAGGCAGGGAAGUGGAAGAAAAUCGCCCAUUUCAGAAUAAUUUGGGUUUCUGAUAAAGAAUGUAAACUAAAUCCGCGUCUGUGAAUACGUUUCUGAUUAGGAACUUAUUGCGAGGUUCCCUUAAGGGAGUGUCUUUACAUCAUUUCAAAUAUGUACUCUUGAAGUCAAGCAAUAAAUUUCUAUACAUAAAAUAGGAUCCUGAUUUAGUAUCAAGAACCCUUCACAAAGCAUGAAAUGUAUAUGUGUAAUGUUUUAUGUCAAACAAUUAUGCUUAAUAUACAGUCUAUUAAAUGUAAGUCUUGUUUGAGAUAUUUUAAAUUGCUUUCCAUUGUUUUCAAUCUCUACUGAGACUUCCUGAGUUGAUUAGAAAGCUGUAUGAGUGUACCUACCCUAGUCUCAGAAGCAUAGACUGUAGAGUAUCUUUUUAAGCAUUUUUAAAAAAUGCUUUUAAUGCAUCAUACACUAUUUUAACACUUUUAAUCUGAGAAGAAGCAUAUGAGGCAUGGUAUUUUAGGAAUGAACAAAUAGAUGGUCUUAGAGAUUCAGUAAGUUCACUAAGUUCCACUAACUAAUAAGUGACAAAACUGAGCAUCCAUCCCAGAUCUGUCUGACUCUGGGUCAGUGACCCUGCUCCGAUUCCAUACUGUUUUCUGUCAUUAGAUAUCACCUGGCAAGUUUCUGCCUAAUUAAGGAGAAGUCUUUUAUCAUAUUUAUACUGCUGUCCAAUCUUUUCUAUAUUUAGAAAUAAUAAUGUACAUAUUUAUCUAUGGUUUUAUUUUCUUAUACACCAAAAGUCCUGCUUUUCUGGGUCAAUUUUCAACUAUUAUUACUAAUGCUCUGAUCUGUCCAAACUCAAGCGGAAAACAAAAUUGAAAGGGCAACCUGUGCCUUCUCCUUUCUUCAGAACAUAUGACUUUCAUUUCCCAGAAAAAAGAUUAAUGGUCCUGAGUAGGAAUAUUACAUAAUUUUGAUUGCAUCAUUAGUUAAUUAUUUUCUUCAUAUUGUAGAUUUUCUGCAGUCACCCAUACUUAACAUUUGUAAUACAUUUUCCUGAUUUGAAAGUUUGUUUUUAAAAGUUUUCUAUUAAUUAUAGUGCACUAUUGAAUCAGGAAAAUUUAAGAAAAAGAAUAGUUAGUUUUAAAUGCAUAAUAUCAAAGAGAAUCAUAGAUGAUCAUUAAAUUUUUAGAAAUUCUCGGAAGUUAAGGAGAAGCACUGUUUU
Homo sapiens (human) is the source of this 3740-nucleotide messenger RNA. It is a transcript of the gene PCDHB7, whose product is annotated as protocadherin beta 7. Bases 193 to 2574 code for a protein of 793 amino acids. The record is from RefSeq and is marked reviewed. The transcript has a single exon. Gene Ontology annotation, biological process: nervous system development; cell adhesion; homophilic cell-cell adhesion. Gene Ontology annotation, cellular component: membrane; plasma membrane. NCBI's taxonomy places the organism in Eukaryota, Metazoa, Chordata, Mammalia, Primates, Hominidae. Gene Ontology annotation, molecular function: calcium ion binding.